AUGACAUGUAUAAUCAAUGAAAAAACGGGUCGAAAAACGGUUGAGGACGAGAUAAACUCGCUGUUGAAGUUCUACGCCUAUGAUGACGCACCGAUUUUUCUAGCCGAAUUGAAUUUUCAAGAAGAAGGUAUGGGAAUACUUUAAGCGUUUUUCUGGUAAAAAUCAAUAUUUUUGCAGAAAAUUCGGAUGAAUCUCUUUAUUUAUUCGGCCGAUUGUCUAAUCCGAAGCAACAAAAAAGAGGAAUGUUACGGUCUGCUGAAAACUCGUGUAAGAAAUGCCGCCAAAACUUCGCUACAUUUUCGCCAAAUGCUGUUUUGAUUUGUCGAAAAUGGAAGGAUUGUCAAAAUUCACUUUUUGAACAAGAAUCUGGUGAAAUUCGCGCGGAAUUGUUGGAAGACGAGGAAGUUGCACCACAUGCUCGUUCUUUGUAUUCUGCGUUGCCAUGGUGAGACUGAAAAUGCUGAAAAAUUGUAGUUUUAUUGAGAAAAUGAGGGAUUUUUCGGUCUAGGAAGAAAGGGAUUUUUGCUGAAAAAAGUUUUCGAUAGGAAAAAUUGAUUUGAAAAUUGAAGCAUACUAAAAAAUUAAUUAGUUUUGUUGAGAAAAUGAUGAUUUUUUUGUCCGCAGAAAGUAAUUUUGUAUGAACAAAAAUUGAUUUUUUCAAUAGAAUUCACUCAAAAAUAUCCAUUUUCAUCCCAAAAACACGACUUUUACCCAUUUUUUUCAAGGUUUUUGUUACGUUGUCCAAGUUUAUCGAACUUGGAUUUCGCUGGUUGACAAAGGAUUCAAGUGGAUAAAAACCACUCUUUACAAACAAGAAAUAAGACAAGAGUUUGAAUUACAAUCGAUUUAUUGAUCGCAAUUCAUUUUAUAACAAGAUGGGGACGGUUUAAGACCGUCCAGAGACAAACAAACUACAAAAACCUACAAAACAAGGAAAAACACCAAAACUCUCUUCGAAAACUUGAAAAAGAAAGUAAAAACCGAAGAGGCGCACCACAAACGCGUCAGUGCUUUGACGUUGGCGCGUUUGUGGCCUGCACUCGCGGCUAUUUGAAAAAGGAUUUUAUUCACACAACUGUGACUUCCCCCUCCUUUAACAAAAAGCCGUCCCGGCUUUUGCCUUAAAACUGAAGAGUUGGUAAACAUGGGCAUGGGGAUAACACAAUCAAAAAAAUUUUACUUAUUUUUUGUCUUCUUGUUAGCCAGUCACCAAACAUUUUUGAUGCUGUGCUCCGUCCCAUCCCAUCUCAAUCUCAAUCCACUACACAUCAUAUAUCCACUUCCAACAUCAUAUUUCCACUUUGAACAUCUCAAAUCCAUCAAUUAUCAACCUCUCACAUCAUCCAGAAUUUCUUCAAAUAUCCAUCAAAUACUCUUAACUUUCUAUCCGCAUCAUAUUUCCAGCGUCAUAAGCAUAUGCGCCAUUUUUUCUCUUAAUUUUCACGUGCUCUGGUUCCCGAUGCCUGGCUCGAACAUCCACCUUCUUUUCGCGCGCUUUCCAGCCAGUUUCUUCUGCUACUUCUCUCAACUAUCAUAAAUUUCCAACUCAUCGAAACACCAUCACCCAGUGUCCACUUUGGCGUCAAAUACUCCUAACUUGACGUUCGAAUCAAUUUUUCAUUCUUUCGGAGUCGCCUUUCUGGACCUUUUGUACGGGAUUUCCUAUCCCUCUACUCGCACUCAUUCCUCGAUCACUCUCGGCCAGCUUCUCCUUCUCUUCUUCCGACUUUCAACCUGAAAUUCUCUAACAACCCAUUUUUUCCUUGAAUUUUUUCCACCCCAAAAGCAUACCAAUUACUUCCGACAAUCUUAUGACAACACUAUAACGGCCCAAACAGAAUCUCGGUCUUCUUUUGGUCUCAUCAUCUCUUUCUGGAAUCACCAAUAACCCAUCGUGCCCUCAUGACCAUGCUUCAUCGGAUUCUCCAUCUUCCACAAUUUUUCAGCUUCGGAUUUCCAGAUUCCUUCAUUUUGUCAGCUCUCAUAACCAAUCAUUGUCACAAAUAUCAAGCCAUAUCUCCAUCGUUUGCUUCCUGCCACCAAUUUGUUGUUUCAUAUCCAAAUCAUCGUUCACUUAUCUGCUUCUCAGCACCAUCAUUUCCCUAUCCGGGGUGAGAAAUACCACUAAAGGAAGACCGGAGACAUAACUAAACGACAACCUGGACGAAAGAAAGGUCAGUUCAAUCAGUUCAGAAGUACCCCCAUGUUACGGUUGAUCUGAUUUUAUCGAAGCUUGGACACCGCUCAGUUGACAAGGGAUUCAAGUGGAAUUAAAAACCACUCUUCUGAAGCAAGAAAUAAGACAAGAGUUUGAAUUACAAUCAAGAUUUAGUGAUCGCAGUUCAUUUAUAACAAGAUGGGGACGGUUUAAGACCAUUAGAGACAAACAAACCCAAAAACCCUACAAAACAAAAGGAAAAACACCGCCAAAACUCUCUUCCAAAACUUGAAAAAGAAAGUAAAAACCGAAGAGGCGCACCACAAACGCGUCAGUGCUUUGACGUUAGCGCGUUUUGUGUGCACUCGCGGCUUAUUUGAAAAAAAGGAUUUUAUUCACACAACUGUGACUUUUUUCUUAACAAAUGCCCAAUUUUCAGUUUCGAAUCAACAACACAACAUAUAUUUUCACGCAACGUAACACGCUCAUCGCAUACUAUUGGUUUGAUACAGGAUUCAGAUACAAACUUAUUGCACUUAUUUUCAUUCUUCUCAGUAUUUACGCGGGUGUUCAGGCUACAAAAUCUCAAAUGGAACCUAUAAUCGACAAGUCCAGCUGUCUUAGGGCUUCACCAUUGGCAACAACAGUGAGUUGUUAAACUAAUAUUUGUGCAUCACACAUUGUAUGUUGAAAUAUUUUUCAGUUAUAUUCAGCUGGUAUAUCACAUCUCGGUGGUUUUCUGAGGGAUACUUGCGAAUCAAAACAUUCCAAUCCAAUCCAAAUGUCACACGUUGAGAAGUGUAAUCAUGAUUGUAUUGGAUGUAGUUGGACAUAUAUUGGUUCCGGUUAG
This is a messenger RNA of Caenorhabditis angaria, 3008 nucleotides long. The record is from the annotation of a GenBank genome assembly. NCBI's taxonomy places the organism in Eukaryota, Metazoa, Nematoda, Chromadorea, Rhabditida, Rhabditidae.